Melospiza melodia melodia is the source of this 1440-nucleotide messenger RNA. RefSeq names its product zinc finger protein 3 homolog. The transcript has a single exon. Gene Ontology annotation, molecular function: RNA polymerase II cis-regulatory region sequence-specific DNA binding; DNA-binding transcription factor activity, RNA polymerase II-specific. The record is from RefSeq and is a predicted model, not a curated record. NCBI's taxonomy places the organism in Eukaryota, Metazoa, Chordata, Aves, Passeriformes, Passerellidae. The annotation marks the transcript as partial. Gene Ontology annotation, biological process: regulation of transcription by RNA polymerase II.
UGCAAAGGCAGAGCGCGGGGAUCCGAGGGGGAAAGAGCCAGCCUGGGCCAUGGAGGGGCUCAGAGAUCCGAGCUGGGGCUCCGUGAGCAGCUCCAGGGUGGGCAGGAGAAGCCCCACAAGUGCUCAGAAUGUGGGAAGAGCUUCAGGUGGAGAUGCCGCCUGAUGGAGCAUUGCAGAAUCCACACGGGGGAACGACCCUACGAGUGUGGUGUGUGCAAGAAGAGGUUCAUGAGCAGCUCCGAGCUGCACCAUCACCUGCGGAUUCACAGCGAGAUGCGGCCGUUCCGCUGUCGUGAUUGUGGGAAGCGAUUUAAGGAAAAUUCCACUCUCAUCACCCACCGGCACAUUCACAGCGAGGAGAGGGCCUACGAGUGUGAUCAGUGCAAGAAGAGGUUUAAGCGCAGCGGGGAUCUCCGCAAGCACCGGCGCAUCCACACCGGGGAGAGGCCCUACGAGUGUGGUCAGUGCCAGAAGAGGUUCCUGACCAGCUCCGAGCUCCUCAGCCACCAGCUCAUUCACACCGAGGAGAGGCCGUUCCACUGCUGUGACUGCGGGCAGGGCUUCAGGCACAAGUCUGCCCUCAUCGUCCACCGGCGCAUCCACACCGGGGAGAGACCCUAUGAGUGUCCCCAGUGUGGGAAGGAAUUCACCCAGAGCUCCCAUCUGACUGUCCACCUGAGGAGCCACACUGGGGAGCGACCCUACAAGUGUGACCAGUGUGAGAGGAGGUUCCUGAGGAGCUCUGAUCUCGUCAGUCACCAGCGCAUCCACACCGAGGAGAGGCCGUUCUACUGCCAUGACUGUGGGAAGGGAUUCAGAUACAACUCUUCCCUCAUUGUCCACCGGCGCAUCCACACUGGGGAGAGACCCCACAAGUGUCCCCAGUGUGGGAAGGGCUUCACCCAGAGCUGCCACCUGACUGCCCACCUGAGGAGCCACACCGGGGAGAGGCCCUAUGAGUGUGAUCAGUGCAAGAAGAGGUUUCAGACCACGUGUGAUCUCCUCCUGCACCAGCGCAUCCACACGGAUGAGAGGCCCUUCCGCUGUCCUGAUUGUGGGGUGGGAUUCAAGCGGAACUGUGCCCUCAUCACCCACCAGCGCAUCCACACUGAAGAGAGACCCUUCAAGUGUCCCCAGUGUGGGAAGGGCUUCACCUCGAGUGGCAGCAUGACCAGACACCGACAGAGCCAGCACUGAGGGUAGCCCUGAGUGGGAAGAGCUCCAUGGCCUUCUCCAGCUCCAUCUCACACGGGAGGAUCUGCUCUGGAUGGUCCCCAGUGAGCCCAGGUGGGCAGAGCCCCCUUGACUCCUGCUUGCAGCACAUCAGGCUGGGGACUCCACAUCCACCUGGCUCCUUGUUGCCUGGAUUUUCUUUUUAUAUCUCUGUUAUUUUUAUACACCUUUGUAAGUCCAAGCUUAAUAAUAAAGAUGUUGAACCAA